Messenger RNA from Dictyostelium discoideum AX4, 4212 nucleotides. RefSeq names its product condensin-2 complex subunit D3. The record is from RefSeq and is a predicted model, not a curated record. The transcript has 3 exons. Gene Ontology annotation, biological process: mitotic chromosome condensation; chromosome condensation; mitotic cell cycle. NCBI's taxonomy places the organism in Eukaryota, Evosea, Eumycetozoa, Dictyosteliales, Dictyosteliaceae. The coding region runs from base 1 to 4212 and encodes 1403 amino acids. Gene Ontology annotation, cellular component: chromosome; nucleus.
AUGUUAGAAUUUCAAAUACCAAUACAUUUUGAAGAUAUAUCACUAUCAUCAAGUGAUAAAUAUUCCAUUAAAAAGAUAAUAGAUAAAUUCAUUAAAAAUGUAUAUAUUUUUUUAGAACAUUAUAUAUCAUAUCAACACUCAUCAUCAACAACAAAGGAAUCAUCAAAAUCAACAUCAGAAAAUAAUAAUGAAACAGCAUCAAUAACUAGUAAAAAGAAAUCAACAAAAAAAAAAAAUUCUUCAGUUUUAGAUACUUGGGAACAAGAAGAACAAAAAGAAGCAAUAUUAACAUCAAUUAUAAAUUGUUUAGAAUUAAAUUUAUCAACACUUUGGAGAUUAGAUUAUCCAGAAGAAGAAUUUAUAAAUUUACUCUCAAAAAUUAUUUAUGCAAUGAUUGAACAACCAGCAAACUUACGUAGUAAAGGUGUAAAGAAAUUAAUUUUUGAAGUUUUAUCAAUUUUAAUUUUACGUUAUAAUCAUUCCUUUAAUUUCACAAGUAAAAUUAUUCAUCUUUUACAUAAUCAUGAAUCUUUGCCUUCACAUUGUGCUGACCUUUAUGAAUUUAUUUAUGAUUAUCAACAACAACAACAAAAGCAUCAGCAACAACAACAACAACAAAAUAUUUAUUCACAAUCAACAAAUCAACAACAAAAGAAUCAAACUACAUUUUUAAUUUCAGAUAUUAUUAGAGAAAUUGGUAAACAAAAAGAACAACGUGAUACAAGUGGUUUUAAAAAUUUAGCAAAAUUUUUAUCAGAAUUAACUGAUCGUUUACCAAAAAUAGUUUUACCAUUCGUUAGUUUAUUAUUGGCUCAUUUAGAUUCUGAAUCAUAUUUAAUGCGUAAUGCUGUAACUGAAUCAAUUGGUUUUUUAAUUGGUAAAGCUUUAAAUAAAGUUGAAAGCAAUAAUAAAGAUAAAAAAUCUGAACAAGAAGAAGAGGAAGAAGUUGAAAAUCAAAAAAAGAAUGAAUCAGAUCAAUCAGAAUUAUUACAUAUUUUAUUUGAACGUUGUAGAGAUAUUAAUGGUUAUUGUAGAAGUAGUGUUUUAAAAACUUUAUCAUUAUUGGUAAAUAAUAAUUGGGUACCAAAAGAAAGUUAUAUUCAAUUAACAAAGAUUGCAAUUGAACGUGUUUCUGAUAAAAAUUCUUUGGUUAGAAAAAGAGCAAUUCUUUUAUUAUCUGAUAUUUUAGAAUCAAAUCCAUAUUCACCUCAUUUACCAACUUUGUUAUUUAAAGAUAAAAAAGAAAAAUUAGCUUCUUUUAUUAAAUUAUCAUUUUAUAAUUUAAAGAAAAAGAAAGAAUUAUUAAAAAAAUCAAAAAAAUUAAAAAAUAAUAAUAAUAAUAAUAAUGAAGAUGAUUUAUUAAAUUCACAACAAGUACCAGAUGAUAAUAUGGAAUUUGAACAACAACAACAACAACAAAAAGAAGAAGAAGAGAAAAAAGAGAAAGAAGAGGAAGAUGGAGAAGAAGAAGAAGAAGAAGAAGAAAUUACAGAAAAACAAAUUUUUGAAGAUAUUAAAUUAAAUAAAGAACAAUUUUUUGAUUUAAUAUCAAUGUUAGUACCAUUUUCAGGAAUUAAAGAAUUUUCACCACAUAGAUUACCAUUAUAUUUAGAGCAUUUAAAUAAAUAUUUAGAUAGUUCUUGUAAAUUUAUAAAAAUUAUAAACAGUACAAUUGAUACAAUGUGUCAAUUAAUGGGUAGUGUUAAUCCUUCUGAUAUUUUAGAAUCUGUUCAUUUCAUUCAAGUUGCACAUAAAUAUCAAAUUGAUAAAUCAAAAGAAGCAAUCACUAAAAUGUUGGCAUUAAUUUGGAAUAAAGAACAAUCAAUUAAAGAGAGUACAAUUAGAUCAUUUCAUGAACUAUUAAUUAAAGAUACAAGAGAAAAAGUUAAAUCAACAUUAAAAUCAAGUUAUUAUAUUGCAAAGAAUUUAAUCGAUUUAACUACAACUGCAACAUUGGGUGAAAUUACAUCUUUAGAGGAAUUAAUGAUUGAAUUCACUAAAAAAGAUUUAAUAGAUCAAGAUAUAAUAAAAGCACUCUGGGAUAUUUUCUCUGGAAAGGUUGUAAAUUUCAAUAAACAAGAUAGUCGUGGAGCUUUAAUUAUCUUAUCAAUGAUUUCAAAUAAUAAUUCUUCCGUUGUUAAAGAUAAAGUUAAUUUGUUGGUUUCAAUUGGUUUAGAAGAACAAGAUGAUGAAUUUUUACCACGUUAUACUUGUAUAACUCUUCAAAAAUUAAGAUCAAAAGGUUUAAAAGAAACUGAUCAAAUUUUACCACGUUUUAAAAAUAAUCAAUCAUUAUUUGAACGUUUAAUUUAUCAUAUUUGUUCAACAACAACAACAACAACAACAACAAAUGAUAAUAUUGAUAAUGAUAUUAAAAAUUCAAAAUGGUUUAUGUUUGCAGAACAAGUAAUUAAUACAAUUUAUAUUUUAGCUGAACAACCAGAUUUAAUUUCAAGUGAAAUUAUAAAGAAAUUAUCAGAUCAAGUUUUAGAUGAAAAUGGUGAAACUAAUCAAUAUUGUUUAUCAAAAUUAAUAUUUAUUUUAGGUCAUAUUGCAAUUAAACAAUUGGUUUAUGUUGAAGAAAUUCAAUCUGAAAUUAAAAGAAUUCAAUAUGAACAAUCAAAACAAUCAAAAAAUAAUAAUAACAAUAAUAAAAAGAAAACAGAUAUUGAAAAAGAAUUAGGUACUGAUCAAGCAGAAGCAGAAGCAGAAUCUGAAGCAAUUCAAAUUCAAGCAGAAUCUGAUAUUUUAUCUGAAAAUAAUUUAAUUGGAAAAUAUUCUCAAUUGGUUGUUUCAAUUUGUUAUAAUUAUAAUGAAAUCUUUUCAAAUGAACAAUUCCCAAAUCAAUUAUUACAAACAAGUGCAGUUUUAACUUUAUCAAAAUUUAUGUGUGUUGAUUCAAACUUUUGUGAAUCAAAUCUUCAAUUACUUUUCACUCUCUUGGAAAAGUCAUCAAUUGAAGUGAUUAGAUCAAAUAUUAUCAUUGGAUUAGGUGAUUUAGCUUUUAGAUUUCCAAAUUUAGUCGAACCAUGGACUUCAAAAAUUUAUUCAAGAUUAAGAGAUCCAAAUGCAGAUGCUAGAAAAAAUUCUUUAAUGGUUCUCACUCAUUUAAUUUUAAAUGAUAUGAUUAAAGUUAAAGGUCAAAUUAGCGAAAUGGCAAUUUGUUUGGAAGAUUCUGAUAUUCGUAUUUCAAAUAUUGCAAAGUUAUUCUUUUCAACUUUAGCUUCAAAAGGUAAUAACCUUUAUAAUUCUUUACCUGAUAUCAUUGGUAAAAUUACUCCUGCUUCAACCGUUACAAGUAAUUUAAAUAAUAUUUCAAAAGAUUCAAUUAAAAAUAUUUUAAAAUAUUUAUUCUCUUUUAUUGAAAAAGAUAAACAAUCUGAAACUUUAAUUGAUAAAUUAUUACAAAGAUUUAAAACUUCAAAAAGUAUUAGUGAAUCACAAAAUAUUUCAUUUUGUUUACAAUUAUUAAAUUAUAAUGAUAAAAGUUUAAAGAAAUUAAUAGAACAUUUUAAACUUUAUCAAGAUAAAUUAAAUGAUAAUGAAAUUUAUAAUAAUUUAAUGAUAUCAAUUAGUAAAACAAAAAAACAACCAAAUCUUACAAAAACUUCUGAAAUUAAACAGUUGGUCGAUGAAAUUGAGAAAAAAAUAAAUACUGCACGUAGUCAAUUAACAUUAGGUGAAACAGUUCAAUUAGUUCAAGAGACAGAUGGUAAUAGUAGUGGUACCUCUUCCACUACUACUACAUCUCAAUCAAUUCAAAAACCACCUUUAAAACCUUCAAAGAAAGCACCUGCUAAAAAAAGAGCUCCUUCAAGAAAGAAAUAUCAAAGUAGUGAAGAAGAAGAAAGUGAGGAAAGUAGUGAAGAGGAAGAUGAAGAGAGUGGUGAUGAUGAAGAUAGAAUGAUAAUUACACCCAAAAAACCAAUCUCAAAACCAAUGGUACCAUCAAGAAAAAGACAACCAGUUCAAAAGAAAAAAUCAUCUGAAAGUGAACAAUCAUCAGAAAGUGAUCAAUCUUCUGAAAUUAGUGAUAUAGAUAGAAUGGAUAUAACUCCCAAAAAACCUCCAAAGAAACCUCAACCAAAACAAAGUAAAAAGAAACCAGCCUCAAGAUUAAAAAAAGCUAUUUCUCAAUCUGAAUCUGAAUCUGAAUCAGACAUUGACUCUGAAUCUUCAAAUAGUAGUAGUUUUGAUAAUAUUAGCGAAUAA